GAGCAACGGAGACCAGUGCACUUUCAUUUUGUGACUUUUGAUCAUGCACCUCUGAAUGCUAAAACAAUCAUUAUGACACCGGAUGGUGAAGUAGUAGAAGAGGAGGAGACAGCAAAGGAAGUUUUACUUCCAGACACGACUAUUGUCACUCACUGUAUUUACAAGAACGACUUGAUACGAUUUACUGAAUGUUUUGAAAAUGAAGAAGACCCGUACAAAGAAACAGUUCAAGAUUUGAUGAAUGAGCGUGAUGAUGAUGGGAAAUCGCCUUUGGACAUUGCAGCCAUCUUAGGAAGAAGUGAUUUGUCGAGAGAACUGUUAACUAGAGGAGCUUUGCUUGAUAAUAUUUCAGAAAAAGGUUACUGCGCUUGGCAUUAUGCAGCAGCCUGGGGUAGUGUGGAUGUUCUAAAGGUUUUGUUUGACUUCAGUGCCAACUUUCAACAAAAAAAUGCAUUUGGUGAAAGAGCGAGAGAGACUGCUUUAAGAUACAGCAAGACGGAAUGUGUAGACUUUCUCGACUGGGCAGAGGCAAAAAUUCAUCUUAUUGACCUUAUCAAGACAGUGCAAGAGAGUGUAACAGAUCUAACCAAGACCCAGGGAGUCAUUACCAAAGAAGAAAAGAAUAUUGCCGUUAACUGCUGUAAAGAGAAGAAUGAGUGGCUGGAGGUGACGACGGAUGCCACCACACAGGACUUCAUCUCACAGAGAGAGAGCAUGGACAUCAUUGUAGCACCCAUCAUGCAGAAAAUCAAUGAUCCACCAGAGAAACCGGAAAAGAAAUAAGUCAUAUAGUGAACAGGAUGUCACAGCAAGACAGAAUGAGACUUUGUUAAUUUGUGAAGGUUAUUCUUGUUUAAUGUUUUAACUUAUUGUGACAAAAAAUUAAAAACAAAAAUUGGUAUGAAUAUUUGAAAUUCAUGUGUCUAUAAAUAAUUGUGAAUAUUGAAAAUAUUUGUGAUUAUAAAAUAAAUGAUUUUGAAUACUG
Messenger RNA from Gigantopelta aegis, 985 nucleotides. RefSeq names its product ankyrin repeat domain-containing protein 45-like. Gene Ontology annotation, molecular function: protein binding. The transcript has 5 exons. Bases 73 to 783 code for a protein of 236 amino acids. Lineage: Eukaryota; Metazoa; Mollusca; Gastropoda; Neomphalida; Peltospiridae. The record is from RefSeq and is a predicted model, not a curated record.